GGUUAACUAGAAUGGGACAAUAUAGCUACAGCCAGCCGUCCUCAUCAUCAGAGGAGUUGGACAUAACGUCACUUCUCGAAGCUGAAGCUCAGCUGUACGCGGAUGAAGGUCAGAGUAGCUUCCAUAUGCCAGAGGCGGUUCAGUACCAACCUCAACCUGAGGCCGAUGAUGGAAUCCCGACGAUUUGCUACUGUGGGGCGGAGCCUGUUAUAGCAACCGCCUACACUGACAAAGAUCGAGGCCGAAUGUACUUCAGCUGCGUCAAUGCGGAUGAUGGAGACUGUCACAUCUGGAAGUGGUGGGAUGUUGCGAUCAUGGAGGAGAUGAGGGAGUUUCAGUCAAUGCUAAGGCGGCUUAAGGAAGAAGGUGAAGAUGUCACGGGAGAAGAGGAGAAGAAGUCACGGGAGAAAAGGAGAAGUCACGGGGGUGAAAGCAGUCACGGGUGGUCCUUUUUUGUAGCCCAUGUGAAGAAGUCACGGGGUUAAUGUUUUUCAGUUUGUGUAUUAUAAGUACUAUCUCCUUCUCCUUGUUUUCUCAUUAUCAAAACUUUGUAUGAUAAGUUCUUGUAAUAUAUUGCUACUAACGGUGAAAGCAGACUUGUAUUGAUCCAACGGUUUGUCAUUAUCACUUCUUCUCCUUGUUUUAUCACUCAAAGUAUUGCUUGCAUCACUUCUUCUCCUUGUAUACAUACAUUGCUUGCAUCUCUUCUUCUCCUUGUAUACAUACACUGCUUGCAUCACUCAAAGUAAUACUUCUUCUCCUUUGCAUCCCAACAAAUAUAAGUGUAAAUUUAUACUUCUUCUCCUUGUAUACAUACAAAUUGAUAGCUUAGAUCACUUCUUCUCCUUGUAUAAAUAUGUUUGUAUAAAUUUAAAAAAUGUAUAAAUUUAUAAAUAUGUAUAAAUUUAUAAAUAUGUAUAAAUUUAUUUAAAAAAGUAUGUAUAAAUUUAUUAAAAAAAUGUAUGUAUAAAUUUAUUUAAAAAAGUAUGUAUAAAUUUAUAAAUAUGUAUAAAAUGAACGCAAUGGCUACGGGCGUAUCGACAUCUCGGAAUUUGAAGAUGGAAGCGUGACAAGGAGUUCAGAGGUGGAAACCGAAACCGACAUGCCUACAAAUCUCAAUAAAUGUUUUCCGAUCAGAAUCAGAAAGAGCUUCGGGAUGCGCAUAUACAUGAACAAUUGAAAAAAGAUUUAGUUAAGCAUAUUUGGAACAAAUUUGGUCAUGAUGAUUAAUAAUUUAUGUAUCUAUGACUUUUAUUAUUGUUUUUUUAAUUUUUAUAAUGCAAUAAAUAUAAAAUAAAUAAUUUUUAUAUUUGAAAAAAUAUUAAUUUUUUAUUCUUAAGGAUUCUUAAUUGGAUAUCACCAUUGUACACACUAAUUUCACUCAACUCCUUAACUAUUCUAAAAAAAACAAAAAAUGAUUAAACAAUUCCUAAGGAUUCCAUCCACAACUCCACCAUUGCACAUGCUCUUAGUUCCCAUUCUGAUCUCUUUCAGAGUAUUUACAUUUCAAUGUUAUCCUGAAGCCGGCAUCAAAAGUGUUACCAAACAAGAGUGAAGGAUAAGCGCUUGUUUUUGGUGGUGAUGCAUAAAAGUGCUAAAGACAACCGUUUAAAUUUUCUUUAAGUAAUAUUAUUUCCGUUUUCGAAAGUAAAAUUUUCUAGAUUUUAUUUUUGUUUCAUAAAAAUAAAUUUUCUAUAUAUUUAAAGUAUUUUUGUAUAUUUUUAAAAAACAUUAAUUGUGAAUAUUUGAAUUGAUUAAAUUUUAUUGGGGAUAGUUAUUAGAAAAU
Molecule: messenger RNA, 1786 nt
Organism: Raphanus sativus (radish)
Lineage: Eukaryota; Viridiplantae; Streptophyta; Magnoliopsida; Brassicales; Brassicaceae
Exons: 2
Coding region: 12-485 (157 amino acids)
Molecular function (GO): zinc ion binding
Source: RefSeq, a predicted model, not a curated record